CUCCAGCGGGUUCCUUCGAUCGUUCGAUGUGGCUUCCAGGGUCCUGAACCAAUUCUCAUACUUCCGAUGUAUCGCCGUUAUAUCCAAGAAAAGGGGAUGAGUGGAGGGCACAACGAGUCGAGCGAAAAACCUACUUAUAGAUCUCUUUGCAUCCCUCUCCAUGGCUGGUCUUUUCUUCCCUCAUCACGCUCUCAGUCUCUCUUUCUUCACUUUCCUUUCCCAGCUUCUCUCUAGUCCUUCCUUAUUUGUACCCGGUUGAUCCAGGUUUCAUUCCUUCGUUUUCACCAUGCAUUUCCUCCAGAACGCUUUCGUGGCCGCCACUAUGGGCGCUGCGCUGGCCGCCGCUGCUCCUCUUGAGAAGCGCUCCUGCACUUUCACCUCCGCCUCUGCUGCCAAGUCUGGCAAGUCCUCUUGCUCCACCAUCACCCUCGACAACAUCGCGGUCCCCGCCGGUGAGACUCUUGACUUGACUGGCCUCAAGAAGGGUACUACCGUCAUCUUCGAGGGUGAAACCACCUUCGGCUACAAGGAAUGGAAGGGUCCCCUGAUCUCCAUGUCCGGUACCGACAUCACCGUCAAGCAGGCCUCCGGUGCCAAGAUCAACUGCGACGGUGCUCGCUGGUGGGACGGCAAGGGUAGCAACGGUGGCAAGACCAAGCCCAAGUUCUUCAAGGCCCACAAGCUCGACGAGUCCACCAUCACCGGCCUGAAGAUCUACAACACCCCUGUCCAGGGCUUCAGCAUUCUGGCCGACCACCUGACCAUCACCGACGUGACCAUCGACAACUCCGCCGGUACGAGCAAGGGCCACAACACCGAUGCCUUUGACAUUGGUCAGAGUACCUACAUCACCAUCGACGGUGCCACCGUCUACAACCAGGAUGACUGCCUGGCCAUCAACUCGGGUGAGCACAUCACUUUCACCAACGGCUACUGUGACGGUGGCCACGGUCUUUCCAUUGGUUCCAUCGGUGGCCGCAGCGACAACACCGUCAGCGACGUGACCAUCUCCAACUCCAAGGUGCUCAACUCCCAGAACGGUGUCCGUAUCAAGACCAUCUACGGCAAGACCGGCACUGUCGAGAACGUCAAGUUCGAGGACAUCACCCUGUCCGACAUCAGCAAGUACGGUAUCGUCGUUGAGCAGGACUACGAGAACGGCAGCCCCACCGGCAAGCCCACAAACGGUGUCAAGGUUGAGGACAUCACUUUCAAGAAGGUGACCGGCAGUGUCAAGAGCUCUGGUACUGACAUCUACAUCCUGUGCGGUUCCGGCAGCUGCUCGAACUGGACCUGGAGCGGUGUUGAUGUGACUGGCGGCAAGAAGAGCAGCAAGUGCAAGAACGUCCCCUCGGGCGCUUCCUGCAGCGACUAAGCGGUCUCUUGAUAGCUAACUAUGUCGAGGUGUUGGGCCUUAUCUAGUAAUGAGGCUGCGUGAGGGUUUCCCGUUCUGGACUCUGGCAGAAUGCUGGAAGCAUUUGUAUUAGCUUUUAAUUUUUAGAGUAUCAUUGGAG
Aspergillus neoniger CBS 115656 is the source of this 1514-nucleotide messenger RNA. Its product is annotated as glycoside hydrolase family 28 protein. Gene Ontology annotation, biological process: pectin catabolic process. The transcript is spliced from 3 exons. Gene Ontology annotation, cellular component: extracellular region. Gene Ontology annotation, molecular function: polygalacturonase activity. NCBI's taxonomy places the organism in Eukaryota, Fungi, Ascomycota, Eurotiomycetes, Eurotiales, Aspergillaceae. The record is from RefSeq and is a predicted model, not a curated record. Bases 287 to 1375 code for a protein of 362 amino acids.